Molecule: messenger RNA, 597 nt
Organism: Laetiporus sulphureus 93-53
Lineage: Eukaryota; Fungi; Basidiomycota; Agaricomycetes; Polyporales; Laetiporaceae
Exons: 2
Coding region: 197-496 (99 amino acids)
Source: RefSeq, a predicted model, not a curated record
UCCUCGAAUCCACGCACACCCACCGCUGCGCUCACCCGGCAGCGCCUACACAUCCCGCCUCCGAAACGACACGGAACGCGCCUAAAUCUGCUUGCCAUGCAGUGCAAGGGGUCCUCUCGCUAGUCGCAUUAGCAUAAUCACGCGCUUCGGGAUGCUAAACGAUCCAGGCGUUUGAUCACAGUCCACGCUAUAUAACAUGGCCUCCAUCGCUGUCUGUCUUGUGCUCGCAUCUGCUCCCCCCGACCAUCUCUCACCCUCCGCCACCAUCCUCGUGCGUGACCUUUGCAGUGCGUCAGUCUUAAAAUCAAAUCGCCCACACCCCGCACCUCCUGUACACGAUGCGCGCAUUCAACAUCAUCGAGCACCCCACCUUCGAGACGACCUCCUCGCGCAGGGACUACUUCACCCUCUUUGGCAUGGCGAGCGUCGUCGCCGCGCUGGCCACAACCGCCGUCACGUUGCGCGUAAAGGGCAUCCCCCUCUCCUCUCUUGUUGACGCAUUUGUACACGUCCAUCCAUGAGCAGCAUCUGCUUCUGGCUGGGAUACGCGCCGCAAUGAUCACAAGCUAGCUCAGCUGACAGGUGAGCAUUCUACAC